Molecule: messenger RNA, 4492 nt
Organism: Phyllopteryx taeniolatus (common seadragon)
Lineage: Eukaryota; Metazoa; Chordata; Actinopteri; Syngnathiformes; Syngnathidae
Gene: kcnip1a
Product: Kv channel interacting protein 1 a
Exons: 8
Coding region: 3148-3852 (234 amino acids)
Biological process (GO): regulation of potassium ion transmembrane transport
Cellular component (GO): voltage-gated potassium channel complex
Molecular function (GO): transmembrane transporter binding; calcium ion binding; potassium channel regulator activity
Source: RefSeq, a predicted model, not a curated record
AAUAAAUAACCACCUAAACUAUCAUUCUUCACUUAAAUACAAUCAAAAAUUUGCCCGUUGUGGCUCGCUACCCGAUCCGUUCCACUUUGGUCAUAUAGCGAUUGUCCGUCUUACUGAAGUGCCGCUUGCUAUUUUCUGCGCGACCUUGCUUGCGCCGGUCGCUGCCGCCAUUAGCGUGCCUGCGUGACACGUGGCGCAAACUCAAAGCGAAGCGACACCGGGGAAAGAAGGUGCCGGAUCGCGGGCAUCGAAACGUCUUUCAGGAAAGUAAGUCUUCAUCCGUGCCGGUGCUAACAAUUGGUUAGCCGCGGCCCUCAGCUAACGGCAGAAAGUCCCACGAUGCUAACCAACUAGCUCGUUAGCUUGUCCGUGAGUCUGAAAUGCAUCGAGAAGCUGCUGGCUGUUUACAUCAAGGUUGUUUGUGUCCGGAGACGCCGACUUGUUAUCCGGCUUUUCCGACAAACGCGACACAGCUGUGAUAUCGCCAGAUUAGAUUCCUCCGUGACGGAUCCUCCGCGUCGGCGAUCGCCGAGCUGCGUCUCGUCGUUCCCGCCCGUCUCUGACCAAAGCGUUUUCCUCCACCUGCUUCUCGUCCGCCAUCUGCGUUGCGACACGUCUCGUCUCCUCUGUCAUUUUGUCGUGUUGUUCUUCUUCUGUCACACUUUCCUGCAUCUUCGCGUUUUCCUGCUUGACCUUUCAACUCUCUCUUCACGGGCCGCGCUCGCUCCCACUUCACCGCGCCCUUUCCAUCCCUUCGCAACCCUUUCCGCCUUUCCUCUCGCUCGACAACGCCAGCGCCAGGCCGUCGUUCGGCUUCCGUUCCGCGAACUCCGUCCGCAAAAGCCCAAUUAUUGCCUCAAAACGUCUACCGAGGCCGCCGAACGGUCUCAGACCACAUCGACAAACGAAAACGCAAUGACCAGAUCGCAAAGCUGUAGCGAUCGUAUUUAUUGUUCACAAUCGAAAGGGAUUUUGCAAAACAAAACUAGAUAUGCAAGUGCUUGCUGUGAUAAUAUCAAAUAAUAUCAAAAGUACAAGCCUACAUGCAUUAUGGAAAAUUGCUGAGCGCCCCGGGCCUUCAGAAAUGGAAAAUUCCGAGUCGCUGGGGAAUCGGUGCUAAUUAUCUGCUUGGAGGCACGAUACGCUCUCUGUUAACGGGGUUUGAAGGUGUGCGGAGUCAGCAUUCGCCGUUCCGCUCGCAAGGGCGGAUCGCAAAGAUCAUCGAGUCGCGAUGCACGUGAUUUCUUUUUCGGCCUUGAAUUACACCCGAAAGUACAGCGUGUGCCAUUUCAGCGGCUCCCUUGCAAAUCGCCUUCGGUUCAAUUUGCCAAACUGGGGACGAGAUCCUCAAAUCGUUAUUGCGUUUGCAGCUUUUGCGGGCCGUCGUUGUUUCGAAAGCCGCGCGAGCGUCGACCAAACUUCGUGCCGCGCACGACGCGGACGGCAUCAGACGCAAGCGGAAAGUUUGGUCGGCCGAAUGGAACGACGAUGGGGAAAAGAAGGAGAUGUGUGCGGAGGAAGUGACGGGCGCGCUUUCCUGUGCCACACCAAAAGAAUUGCAGUCACAGUGUCAACUCAACAGCUGCUCGCUCGUUUCUUUCGCGGCAAACGGUGGAGCAGCUUUGGGUUUUGUUUGUUUUCAAGUCCCUUCUGGAAGUGGGAUCUAGAAAGGAAGGGAAGAGGCCUGUGGAAAAGGUUUGCUGAAAUUUGAUUCACACACUGGUGUAUUCUUUUGCCCCGUUGGCAGCCGAGCAAUGCCACUGUUUCCUUCGGCUCAGAAAGAGAGAUGCUGCAGAUUGGACACAACAAGAGACAGAAGACGAUUGGAUCCCCCAAACGCUGAAUUCAUUUAACGUCCUUAUUAAAAAGCUACGAGCAUGCUUUGAAUGCUUAUCAAAUUCAAUGAUGCGACAUUAAACCGUCGACGGCGCAGCCGCUUGAAAUGAAGUCAAGUGCCGCACGCCCGCCACAGCGCCCCCUGUCGACUGCACAUCAACUCGCUCAAGUGGGUCCAUCUGCUGGUGGUGUUUCUCAACCUUUAUUGAGGCAACAGAAAACAAAAAUACAAAAUCUUAAAAAUACAAAUACAAAUACAAAAUAAAUCUUUUCUGCACCGGCGCUGUAGCGGCCUUCCACGCAGAUUCCCGACCAGUGCCCGCAGGGGCGCUUUGUGAUAUGGGCGAUAUGGGCGCCAUUCUGUGGGGGUGGCACUUUGAUGUUUGUGCGGCGAAGGCAGACUCAUUGCUCGUGUGAUUUUAUUUUUUUUCCGAGAAAAUAUUUCAAAAGCAGUAAGAGUUGUUGGGGGUUUCAGUCGCUCAGCUAACUCAACAAGUUGACUGAGUUUGAUGUCCUGGAAAAACUGUGAUGCAAAGAAACAAAAGAAAAUCCUUUGAAUUGAAUUCAUUCGAAAAUGGGUUCAAAUAACACAUAUUCAUUGAUUAUUUCCAAGAAAAAGAGCAGAAAAUGGCAUCCGUUUACCACAACCAAAAAUCAAGUGCAUUAUUUCAUUUCAUUGAAGCAUUGAUUGUUUUGCAGAAGACGUUCAGGCUGAAUGUACAAGUUUGUACGCUUUUGUUGGUUGCUGGCGCCCUCUACCGGAACGUAGUGGUCAUAGCAGGUUGUGUCGUUGUACAGCGCACAAUGGAACGAAGUCGACUUUACUUACACCGCAGCCCACUCAGCAGGGGGCGAUGUUGUCUAUCCAAUUUCAAGGCGCUGGAGCCUGUCCCAGGUGACCUCGGGCGAAAGGGGGACUACGCCCUGAACUGGUCGCCGGUCAGUCGCAGGGCACCACCACGCCAUCAGUGGCCCCGAUGUUGUCAUUGUGCUUCCUGGUUAGGGCGCAGCAAAUUCAGCCUCCCGUUGUUCGGGUCAGGCCGGAUAAAUCCUUAUGGAAUCCUAAAUCCUAAUGGGGACGAGUUAUCAACAAGCGCUGGCCAGCGCGAGGUGACUUUGUUAUUGUUACAGUUUGUCCCAAAGCGCGAAGGACACGCGGACUGAAACGCAGAGAGGGGAGGAGGGGGGCCAUUCGCCAGGGUAGAAACAAGGUCGGCAUAAGAGCGCGCGAGAUGCCCCGGCCAGUCAGAGUCCGAAAGACGUUGGGUGCAGCCAGCGGGAAGUCGAGAGCUCGACAGACGGUGACUGAAGAUGGCGGAGAGCGAGGAGCAGGCUGAGAAGAGUUUGCGAGCCGUCGCCGCCGCCAUUGUGCUGUGCUGUGCCCUGGUCAAGAUGUUGCACCUCUUGGGCCUCAUCUCUGCGGACGACAAUGCCGACGACGACCUGGAGAUGACCCUGGUGUGCCACCGACCCGAGGGCCUCGAUCAGCUGCAGGCGCAGACCAACUUCACCAAACGAGAACUCCAAGUGCUGUACAGGGGCUUCAAGAACGAGUGCCCAAGUGGAAUUGUCAAUGAGGAAACGUUCAAGCAAAUUUACUCCCAGUUUUUCCCGCACGGAGACGCCAGCACCUACGCGCACUACCUGUUUAACGCCUUUGACACGGCACAAUCGGGCACCAUCAAGUUUGAGGACUUCGUAACAGCUCUGUCCAUCCUGCUGAGGGGCUCCAUCACAGAGAAGCUCCGGUGGACCUUCAACCUCUACGACAUCAACCGAGACGGAUACAUCAACAAAGAGGAGAUGACGGACAUCGUCAGAGCCAUUUAUGACAUGAUGGGCAAGUACACUUACCCCGCCUUGAAAACCGACGCACACAAGCAGCACGUGGAUGCCUUCUUUCAGAAAAUGGACAAAAACAGAGACGGUGUGGUGACCAUUGACGAAUUCAUCUAUUCUUGUCAAGAGGAUGAAAACAUCAUGAGGUCUCUUCAACUGUUUGAAAACGUCAUCUAGACGUCAUCGUGCGAGUGAGGGCCCUGGAGAAGAAAAAGAAAAAGCAGACUUUCAAGACACUGUCUCCAAACUGUUCGGACGGAGUUUUGUCCAAGCGCCGUCGCCGGUCCUGGAAAACGUCCUGCAGACUUUGGCCGACGUUGCGUGUUCCCGUUUCUUUGUCGUUAAGCGUGUGCGUUUUGUGUAAAAUAAUCGUGUCUCUGACUUUUGCUUGCGCGCACAAGCGGCGGAAAAUGUCGGUCCUACAAAAACCAAAAACAAGAGCAAUAUUGGAAUGCAUGCAAGGAGGCGGAUCCAUUGUCGCACUCUGAGGGGUCAAGGUUCACCCGAUUUCAGGAGACGGCAUCUCGUGAGCAAGUUUGUGUCCCGCUGGCGUCUGUUAGAGUCUCAACGUUGUGACAAUAUUGAAUUCGGUGUUCUAUUUGUUGUUUCUGCGUGCGUAAAGCGUCCUCGCUGCCGCUUUGUGUCUUUCCGUCUCCGAGUUGGAAUUGUAAUCCGUGCGUUUCCGCUUGCGCGGCCUGUCGUGGGGAGGGCGUGAACUUUGGGGCUUUUACCGGCGCACGCAAAACCCGGGAACGUGCAUGUGUGUCCUGAUGUGAACUUUUGCUUUGCCUGAAUAUUAAAAGCACAUUUGUUGGCG